This is a messenger RNA of Oryzias melastigma (Indian medaka), 3097 nucleotides long. It is a transcript of the gene kel, whose product is annotated as Kell metallo-endopeptidase (Kell blood group). The transcript is spliced from 19 exons. Gene Ontology annotation, cellular component: plasma membrane. Gene Ontology annotation, molecular function: metalloendopeptidase activity. Gene Ontology annotation, biological process: protein processing. NCBI's taxonomy places the organism in Eukaryota, Metazoa, Chordata, Actinopteri, Beloniformes, Adrianichthyidae. The record is from RefSeq and is a predicted model, not a curated record. The coding region runs from base 513 to 2882 and encodes 789 amino acids.
UGUGAAACUUUUGCACAUUUUCAGUUUUUGUCACAUGCAUAAUGUGUUUUCUCUCAAUGAUGUGCUACACUGUCAGACUGUGACCUGCAUGACACUCUAUCAGUUGUUAGCAGCCAUGUGUUGCGCUGAUAAUCACAAUGGCAGAUGUGUGUGAGUGCGCCUGUGCAUCUCAGCGGAGAUGCUUUCCUGGAAGAAGGCAUGCCCCACUAAAUGCAAUGUAAAGCAAACGCAAAGCGUUCACCCCCUCUUCAACAAGGUGGAUAGACUUUAGUAAUUCUAUUCUGCGUGGCUCACCAAUCCUCUAUCUGUGGACAGCAGGCCUACAGCUUUGACUAGGUCUGGGAUCCCAAAGCGAAAAUAGGACUAACCCUCCAAAGUUGUUUUUAUCAGUGUCAGAUGAGAAGUGAGUGACGAAAAAAAGAUGCAGCCCCCAGAUGACAGCUGUUUGACGCAGACACAUCGAGAGCGGGUUCACGUGUGAGCUGGAUCUUCAUUUCAACAACAGGGCAAGAAUGAGUGAAACGUCAAUAGAGCUUAUGCCUCAGCUCCCAGUUCUGUCAUCACAGCCGGACUCUGAGAAGGUGCUUCAGCCCCCAGCUCUGUUUCAGCUGCCACUCACCUCCCAGGAUCCCCAGCAGCUCCAGCAGCAAAGCCAGCUCCAGUCUGAGCUGCAACAACAAGAACUUUCUGAGACAAACGCUGAGCAGCAGGCAGAGUCCGUGUGUGUAAAACAGAAAAGACUGCUUCUUCUGCUUUUGGGACUCUCUUUCUCUAUUGCCGUUUUGGGGCUGAUAUUCUACAUACAUCACAUUUUCUAUGCUGAGAGAAGAACCCAUAUGCCCCCCGUGACGCCCUGCCUUUCUCAAGCUUGUCAGAGGGCAGCAGCUCGUCUGUCCACCGCGACCGAUCCCUUCACUCAGACAUGUGAUCAUUUUUUAUCUAAAUGUGGAUCAGAUCGAUUAUUGCUGACAAAUCUGGGGAGACAUAGAGGUCAGGGAAUACCUGGACAUCCACAAAACCUGAAGGAAAAGUCACAGAGGCCCAAAGGGGAGAAGAAAGUCAGAGGACUGAACGAAGAAAGACUGCAGAGCCGAAAAACUCUGUUGCUGGAAUAUCUGAAAGAGAUAUUAGAGACCAAGGAGAAUUCAUAUAGUUCAGCUGUUCAGAAAACCAUGGACUUCUACCGGUCCUGCUUGGACACAAGUUCUAUAGAAAGUGCAGGAGAGGAGCCGUUCCUCACCCUCAUCCAGAAGCUUGGAGGAUGGCCCGUAUCAGGAAUUUGGAAUAAGACUGAUUUUAACUCUACGCUGGCUUUGCUAAUGAGGGACUACGCCACUUUUCCUUUCUUCAACCUCAAUGUGGGUAAAGACCUGAACGAAUCCACCAGUGGGACGACCAAAAGAAGAUACAUCCAGAUUGAUCAGCCAGACCUGAUGAUCCCAAUCGAAUGGAACAGCAAGAUAGAAAAAUCCGGAGCUAAAGCUGAGACUCUACGUCCAUUCUUGACUUUGUGUCAGAAGUACCUGACCCUACUGGGAUCUCCUGAGACCACGAGCAGGAUUCAUGUUUACAUGUUCAUUUCUUUGUCAUCUGAGCUGGCUGUGGCAGCUUCGCCUCUACAGUAUCGCCUGCUGAAAGGACAACUCCAUCAGCGCAUGUCCAUCGAAGACCUACAGAGACAGGCUCCAGCCAUUGACUGGUUGGGCUGCCUGCAGGCCGUUUUCCACCCUCUGUCCCUGAGCAAGGACGAUCAUGUCGUCCUCCACAAUCUACCCUACAUCGUCCACAUGUCUCAGAUCAUUAACAAAUGGCAGAACAAGCAUGAACUUAGCAAUAGUGGUCCCCUUCACACCUACAUGCUUCUGAACCUGCUACACACCCUCAUGCCCGCCAUGGACUCAAGGUUUUCAGAGACAACAAAGGCUUUUUCUGAGGCUCUGGGAUACGACAACGAGGACAGUCCUCGUUGGAAACACUGCAUGCUGUCUACUGAAAGAGGAUUUGACUCUGUUUUAACACACCUUCUCCAAAUUGUGACAGCCCACCGAGAGGCGGAAAAAAUGAUUGAAGAUCUAUUUUUGGUGUUUAAAUCCAAACUGCAUCAUCUCAGUGUGACAGAGCAGAACUAUUAUCAGCUCAUCACAGAAAAAGUCAAUUCCCUGGUUCCAAGAGUGUGGACUCCCAACAGAACCUCUGGAGAAAACGAGCUUGACCUGCUUUUUUCUCAGGUGAACAUCAGUUCUAAAAACUUCUUCUCCAACUACAUCCAGCUACUGUCACUGUGGCAGAAGAGACGCAGUAAACUCCUGAUUUCUCCAUCUGAGCCUGUCGACGUCCUCUCUCUCACCCCUUUCCUUCUGGGUAAUGAAGUCCUUUUUCCAAUGGGAAUGUUCAUUCCUCCUCUUUUUCAUCCCACCUAUCCAAAAGCAUAUAAUUACGGGGCUGCUGGUUUCCUGCUCACCAAAGACAUCUUUCAUUUAUUAUUGCCUGAAAUUCCCUCUUCCAGCAACACUGUUAAGACCGUAGCAGAAUGUGUGGGGGAUCACUACCUCAGAACGACGGAGAAAGCCGGCAGAAGUGGUGCGUCGACCCUCUCAGCAGCACAGCAGCAGGAGCUGUGGGUGCAGUACUCUGCCCUGGAGGUGGCACUGAAUACUUAUCAUCGGAUCCGCCAUUCUGAGGACACCUCCCUCCUAGGGUUAUCUCACACUCACCUGUUUCUUACAUCUUUUUCUCAGGUGAGCUGUGACAGCGACCCUUAUCAGGAAUUCAUGCCCUUGGAUCCUUCCUUCCUGAUCGCAGUCAUCUGUGCCACAUCAAAUCUGUGUCCCCCGAUGCAAUGUUCUAUCAAAGAUGAUCAUAUUUCACCACAGCCGUGCUGAUCGAUUUCCUAAAUGUUGAGACGGUGUGUCUGCAAACUGCAUCAAUUGCACAAGUUGGUUAAUAUUCAUUUAAACGGAAAAUAAAUAUUUAAAAACCUCUUGUUUCUUUUUUUUUUAUUUCUCAGGGAUGGGUAAAAUUCUCAGUUGUCAUGGUGAUGUUGAAAUGAUUUACCUAGUUUGAAAGCGGGAAUAAAAAACCUUCAUGCAUUUAUAAA